Messenger RNA from Folsomia candida, 4225 nucleotides. RefSeq lists its product as uncharacterized. NCBI's taxonomy places the organism in Eukaryota, Metazoa, Arthropoda, Collembola, Entomobryomorpha, Isotomidae. Bases 1585 to 3801 code for a protein of 738 amino acids. The transcript has 4 exons. The record is from RefSeq and is a predicted model, not a curated record.
CGUAGCUGUUACGCAUCCAAAAAUCUGCUGCUCUGAUUUUAUACAACUGGGUUUAUCAAAGAGUUUAUUACAAAAAAAUUGUUUAGCAGCGAUGAUUUACCAUUGCUUAUUUUUAACUCGAAAAAUUUAAAACCGGUCUUACGAAAACUUGGCCAAAUGGGAAAAAUCGAGGACAAAUUUUUUAAAAGUCUUCCAAUUUUGGAUGCCCUUAAGAGUGUUUUUUCAGUUUAAAAUAAAUGUGUACGAGUUCAUCAAAAGCAUAAAUCCGUCAAUCCGGACCAAGGACGAGCAAAUCAACCCGACCCGUGCAGAUCAACAAUGUUGAGAUAAGUUUCCAGAAAUUUGAAAUAUCUAUACAUAGUAAAGUUUUAUCUUUAUUUGUGCAUCCAUCCAUUCAAUUCGCUCUGCUUCUCACUCACAACGUCCCUUUUUUAUGGCAUGACCAAACAAUCCGCUUUUGAAAGGGAUCAAUAAGGCUGCCCACUUUAUUUUCCUCUUGCGCGUGACAAAUAUUUAUUUAGCUUGUUCUACAAAAAUGCGUAAUUUUUCAGCGUGUAUAAUUGAGGAGACCUUUAACAUUCCAGGAACUGCGAAAGUGUAAACAAUUCUUCACUGGAUACUUAAUCUUUAUGUCGUUUUUGAUAGAUAUGAGAGCACUUAGUCAGCUUGAUAACAACUUAUACAGAUUGAGCGCUUAUCGUUUCUUAAAAUUGGAAAAAUAUCAAAAUUGUAUUCUCGCCUUAGUCACUUCUAGUGACUAUUUAGUUUCAUUUGAUAAGCUGGAAGAGAAUGAGGAAGAAGAAAAAGGGGCGAGGUGAGACUAAGGGAGAAAGUUUUUCUUAAAAAAACUUACAUCAUUCCAAUUUCAAUUUUUAACAAUGUGAAUAAAAUUAAAGUGUCCAAAGUCCAGUUUUGUCGGCAGGGAAAACCUCAGUUUUUUUACACCUCAGUUAAUGGACUAAGGCCGUCUCAAUUUCCCAGUUUCCUAUGGAUUGCUUCGCCGUAGUGUAGUGAAUCCCAGUCUCAUCUUACCUCCCACUUCUACCAAUGGUAGUCUAAAUACCAUGAGGUACAUUACAUCGAUAGCUUGCAAUAUAAUCACUACUUCCUCCAAUCUUGCUGUACAGUGAAAAUCAAAUUGCAUAAAAUGGCUUCCUCCAGUGAUUUGUCCACUAAAUAUUUGCGUUCACGCAGUGGCAAGACAACUAAAUUAACCGACAUCAUCAUCAAUUUUUAGUUAGUGGUAGAUUUAGUUGCACAAGAUUGCUAAUCCUGCCCGCCCCUGUCCCUAUUUGCAUAUCUCUACUAAAUUCUCCACAUAAAUUCGCGUCCGGCAACAAAAGUAGCUCAUAUCAAUCACGACGGCGACAUUGGGAUUACCAUAUCUCCACCACCACCACGACAUACUCGCUGCCGAGAAAGUUCCAAGUUUUCUGCGUGGGUUAUUAAGUAGCUACCUAAAGAAUUAAUUAUUCGAAAAGAAAAUAAAACGCUCGACUUCGGAUUGUCAAAGAGGCAAAAAAGGGAGUUUCACAUUCUCAUUUUGAAGCGGAUUCUAUCUAAAGAGAAUUUGACAGAUUAGAAAUGAGGACAAAACGAGGAGCUCUGGCGACUACGACCAAGGCAACCCGUACCAGUCGUACCAGCAUGGCUGCUAGAAAAACACCCCCAGAAGACGAGGGAGGAGAUGGAGCUCCUCAGAAGAAAAUGCGUAAUUUAUCUCCACCCGAAAAUCCGAUCGUGGACACCCCGAUUCCCCAAAGUGGCGACAUGUCAAAGCAGCUUGAGCAAAUAAUGACCAAAUUUAUGACGGAUGAAGACUUGAAGACAAAGCUGCGCCGGACCUUUCAAACUCUGAGUGCAGAACGACAACCAUGCGUGGAGGAGGGUGGUGCAACCCCAAAUUCGACCGUGGAAGAAAUGAUCGUCCUCGUCGACCCGUCCACCGUUUCAUCCACAGCGACGCCCACCCACGACGACGAGGAUGACGACGUGCCUCUCAUUUCCGACAACGAAGUCUAUCUUGUUUCAGAGGACGUUGAUAAUGAAGUUGUCGUUCCCUCUGGAAGUAAUACCCCGCCGCCGCCCUCCGGGGAGUCUGUCGUCGCCCCCUCUCCAGACCCCAUUCCUGCCUCGCCAAUGGAAGGAAUUCGAAUUCGGAACGACUUAUUCGAACCGGAAGACGCCGAACUCACCGCAAUUUUUGAAGAUUUGAAGAAGAAGUCGAAACUGAUAAUGGACAGCGUGAACAAGGUUAUCGACAAGUUUCAAAGGUCCUUCAAUCAGAGUGAGACCACUGUUGCGGAGAAGUUGAAAAAUUUCCACGAUAUUCAAACCUCUCUGUCUCUCAGCAUCGGAAUUUUGGACGUUUCAAACGUAAAACUCCAAAUAAAUGAGCAUUAUCUUUCGCAAGCCGGGCAAGACCGUUUUGCGUACGGAUUGAUCCAACGCAUCGCUACGGAAGAGAUGGGAGAGUAUUUCCUCAAAUUAAUAGCAAUCACAAUUUUCCUCAAGGUGCCGGCCUGCGACUUGUUCGCGACGCAGAUUACAAUCAUUCACUACCGGGUUUGUCGUCUGCUGAACUAUUACGCCAUCCUGGAAGGAGGUUCCGAUCCGGAAACCACUUUGCAAAAUAUCCUCCUCGCCAUUAUGCCGGAUGUUCGUCGUUACAACGUCUCGGCUGAAGCUAUCGCCCGGACUUGGGACAAAGUUAGCAUGUUCCACCUGCGAGCUACGUAUGUUAAACAUUCCGUUCUGUAUGACCAGACGAACCUGGGAUUUCUAGGGUUUGGACGACAACUUGACGCAAUUUUGAUCAAGGUUAAGGAGAUGGUUUAUCGCGAGAGAAACAUGCCCCCUCCGCCGCAAAGGGCAAGCUCAACGUUUUCGUUUGAAGAUGACAUGUAUAGUUUCUAUGAAAUUACGGGAGUCUCGCUAGAAGUUGUCCCUCCUGUUCUUGUGUCCUCAGCGACGAACACACUGCAUCGUAAUGGUCAACCAACGACUACUUCUGUCAACAUGAAUCAAAGCCCGAUGUCAAUGUUGAUGCAAGGAUGCUCCAUGACAAGCGAGGACGUGUUUCGUACUCCAACAUCAAGACCGGUGCAAAUGGCUGGUUAUUGUCCCAUCCCAACUUCAGCUCCGACAGGAUUACAAAAUAUCAUUAUUCGUCCCUCAGGACCGAGACCAAUGCAAAUGAUGGGUUAUUCUCCCUUCCAAAGUCAGGCGUCAAUGGGGUCACCAAAUAUCUUAGCGCGUCCCCCUACAACGCAAAUGGUGGGUUAUUUCCCCAUCCCAAGUUCGGCGCCAACGGCGUCACAAAAUAGCGUGGCUCGACCACCAACUACACCCAGGAUAAUUCAAAUAUGCAUUCGAGGUCAGGCUCCAGGUCAAACUGGAUCACAAAAUAUCUUAGCUCGUCCCCUGACACCGCAAAUGGUGGCUUAUUCUCCCAUCCGAAUUCCGGUGCCAACGGCGUCACAAAAUAACGUGGAUCGUCCCCCUACGUCGCAAAUGAUCACCGCACCAAGUCCGGCACCAACAGUGUCACAAAACCGCAUGGCUCUUCCCCCUACACCGAGGCCAACUCAAAUUCGAGGUCAGGCCCCAGGUCAAACUGGAUCACAAAAUAAUAUGGCUCAACCUAAUCAUACCAACAGUCUCCCUACUUCUGCCGCAUUUUUCGCCGCUCGGCGUACAAACGACACCACAAAUUCUCCAGGUGGAGCACGAUCGGCGUCUUCUUCUUCUUCUGGUGAAGUACGACCAACGAGCAAUUAUCCUCGUUUCCUUCGACAAUAAUAAGUAUACCACAUCUAUUAAGCACUGACUGUUUAAUAAUAUGUAUGCAUCUUCUAGUUAAGUACAAAGGCUACCCUUCAUGACUAUAGCUGACCCAUAGUAGCUAGUCUAUCAUUCUUGUUUUUUACGAGAAAUCAUGCAUUUUUAGCAGUUUUAAAAAUACUUACUUUCCUAACUGUUACGUAUACAAGUUACAUUUUACUGAUUGUUCUGCUGCAUUAUUAUCAAGAUACCAUUUUUAAUGCUAACCACAAAUUUGCCAUGUAGGUACUCCUCUCUCUAUCUAUACCUGUGCCUGAUUAUUAAUAUGUAUGUAGAUAGCCAGUCUUGAGACGUGAGACGGUGUGAAUGUAUGCCACACAUAAGUACAUAAUACGUACAUACGCUAUGGAAACGAGUACUAAUAAAAUACUAGUAACAAGAA